AUGGCCACCAGCAUGGUAGAGCUGCUCGCCCUACUUAGGGGACCAAACCGCGCAUCCUCGAGCUCCACGCCUCCACCGGGACAAGGACCAACAGCCGACCCAACUCCUUGGGUUCCGCCGACUCAGGCCUCGGAGAACAUGGAGGUGCCCGCGCCGCCAACACUGCAUACGUCCAUGGCUCACCCCUUCACCAGCCCAUUUCCGCCGACCCCCACGGCCGUCCCUCUUCCACCGACGUCAUUCCUCACUUCGGACCAGGUCCUGUCCACAUCGCCACCGGUUUCUAUGCCGGUCCCGGCCGCGAUCUAUGCCGCCCAACCACCGACGAUUUUCCCGGCCUCAAGCGCACCUGCUCCGACUCAUCCUCAAGCCGCAGAGCUUUCCUCCUACCUGCCUCUACAACCUCACACUAGUUUUCCCUACCAAGCACCGCCGCCGAUAAACACUGCUUUCCACGAACCGGGCACGCCGACUCACGCGGCCCAAUUCGCCUCGCCGACUCACUUUUUCGCCGAGGCUGACACCGAACAGGAGCGAAGACUCAAGAGGAUGGAAGAGACAAUACGGGCCCUGCAGGCGAGCGAUAGUCGACCCGAUGCGCGCUAUGGUGACUGUAGUCUGUUCCCGGGCAUGCGAUUACCAUCGAAUGUCAAGAUCCCGGAAUUCAGGAUUUAUGAAGGCACGACGGAUCCGCGGCACCAUCUCCGCCAUUACCAGGGGAAGAUGCUACAAUACUGGGACCACGAGGAAUUCGUCAUUCACUCAUUCCAAGACAGCCUGUCGGGAUCCGCUCUCGAUUGGUUCAUGUCUCUGAAGGCCGAGGACAUUCCAACAUGGGCGGACCUUUCCUGGAAGUUCAUCGACCAGUACCAAUACUGUGCAGAAACGCCUCCGACCCUCUUGGAACUAAGCUUGAAAGAGAUGGCGCAAGGCCAAAGAUUCGAGGAAUACGCCACCAAAUGGCGCGCCCAAGCGGCAAAGCACAUCCCUCCGAUCAGCGAGGCACAACAGAUCCAGCUAUUCCACUCCACGCUGAGAGGAGUAUAUUACUCGCAUUUGUUGGCCCACACCUCCUCAUUCUCCGAUCUCAUCGAGGCCGGGAAAAAGCUCGACUUGGGCAUUAAGCUUGGCAGGAUGGAAGGCCCCGCCAGUAAAGGAGAGGAGUCAUCGAAGAAGGUCCCCGUAAUGUCGUCAUCCUCCGGCAGAAGGAGAGGGAAGGAAGUCUCGGUGAAUGCCGUCAAUAUGGCACAUCAGGCGUCCCAGCAGUAUUCAGCGAAUUUCACGUCCGCACCUCCUGUGGCGCCCUCCUACGCCCCGCAUGCACCUCAAUACCGGCCUCAACCCCCUACCCAACCGAUCUACUAUUCCGCACCACUGCCUCCACCCCCACCUACGGUGCCGUCGCCCGUCAUCCACCAUUAUACCCCUACUCCAUCCCAAGCACUCCAAUACCAACCCCCGGCUCCGAGGAUUUCUCAGCCAACGCAACGAGCCCCACCCCCACAAGGUCAACAAGGCGGUACGGCACCUCCGCGGCCCCGCAAGCAAUACCCGAACCUGCCGGUCCCGCUUUCCCACAUCUACCAGCAAAUUCGCGACAAGAUUGGGACAAUAGCGCCCCAGCCGAGCUUUGACCCAACCAUCCAAGAUCAAAGCAAGCAGUGCGAGUACCAUCGGGGGGCGCCAGGGCAUACCUUGGACGCUUGUUGGAGGUUAAGGGAGAGGAUCCAGGAGAUGAUUGACGCGAAGGAGCUUGUAUUCAACGCCGUAAGAUCUCCGAACGUACAAGCUAAUCCCCUUCCCGACCAUGGGCCGGCUCGGGGGCCCUCCAUCAACAUGAUCACCAUAUGCACAUCAGGGGAGGGCGAGAGCGAGCAAGGUUGUCCCUCUCCCUUCGUGAUUGAGUAUGUACCCGCAGAAGCCGCAGUCGGGUUCACCGGGAUUGACACACCUCCUGCCCCGUUCAUCAUAGAUAUUCCUGCCCGAGAAUCGUACUCGGAUGACAAGGUCCCCUGGACCUAUGAAGGAAGUGUCGGAAACCUCGAGCAACAAUUCGGCGUCAUGGGCAUAACCCACUCGGGAUGGCUGUAUGAGAGUCCGGCAAUCACGGACAAAGGGAAGGCACCCGCAGCAGGAGUUGAGGUCACGUCCGAAGCCCCGCCUAUUCCGCCCAAGAAAGUGACUGAAGAAGAAGCCGAAGCCUUCAUGAAGAUCAUCAAGGCAAGCGAAUAUAAGGUGGUGGAACAGAUGGCCAAAUCUCCGGCCCAUAUAUCAUUGCUCGCGCUCCUCCUCGGUUCAGAACCACAUAGGGAAGCCUUCCUACGGGUCUUAACGGCUGCACAAGUUCCCAAAGGGACAUCUCCGGAUCGGAUAGAGGAGACCGUCAGCUCCAUCUUCUCCAGUACCAUCUCAUUUUCCGACGAUGAGCUCCCCUCUGAAGGAUGCACACAUUCCCGGGCGCUGCACAUUGUUUGCAAGUGCAACAACCAUAUUGUAGGCCGAGUCAUGAUCAACAACGGCUCCGCGCUCAACGUGUGCCCGGUGAUCACUUUGAAACAGAUGAACGUAGACCUCAACCGCGUCCGCCCGAGUAAGACCGCGGUCCGAGCUUUCGACGGCUCGCGGAGGGAGGUGAACGGGGAAAUCGACCUCCUCAUAGAGGUUGGCCCGUGCUCUUUUAGCGUCACGUUCCAAGUGCUCAAUAUCCCAAACACCUUCAGCCUACUACUCGGAAGACCUUGGAUCCAUUCAGCUGGUGCCGUCCCCUCCUCUCUACAUCAGAAACUGAAAUUCAUCGUCGAAGAGAGGCUUAUCACGGUCAAGGGGGAGGAAGACUACGCCAUCUAUAAAGAGACGGCAGUCCCUUACAUCAGUGUCGGAAACGACGAAAAUCUACCCUUCCAUUCCUUCGAGACCAUCUCCGUCAUUCGGGACUACGGAGAGAUCGAACCGUCCCGCGCCGACCCCAUGAUAGGGAAAGUCCUUUUGCACCACAACUACGUACCUGGCACCGGCCUUGGGGCGCGCGGCCAAGGGAUCAGUCGCCCCAUUAAGGUUGAGGAAUACAAGCAUGGGAGGGGACUCGGCUUCCGCUCCUCCUGCCAUGAAAUCAUUGAAGCCCGCCGAGGCAACCAUCUCCACCGCCUCGCCACGCACUAUGGGAGGCUCAACAGGGGGUUGGAGGCCUCGAAUGCUAAAACUAAGCUCGGAAAUGGAUUUAGGAGGUCGAAAUUAGGUGGGCCCUCUUUUCCUCCGAAUUCUCCCUGUUCUCUUUUCACUCCUCCCUUUUUAAAGUUGCUGCCUCCAAUCUGA
Messenger RNA from Punica granatum (pomegranate), 3312 nucleotides. Lineage: Eukaryota; Viridiplantae; Streptophyta; Magnoliopsida; Myrtales; Lythraceae. The record is from RefSeq and is a predicted model, not a curated record.